This is a messenger RNA of Vollenhovia emeryi, 1173 nucleotides long. RefSeq lists its product as uncharacterized. The coding region runs from base 484 to 855 and encodes 123 amino acids. The transcript has 2 exons. Lineage: Eukaryota; Metazoa; Arthropoda; Insecta; Hymenoptera; Formicidae. The record is from RefSeq and is a predicted model, not a curated record.
AGACGUUUCCCUGGCCUUUUCUUCGGUUCUCAGCGCACGGGCGCCGUUAAAGGGUCGGGGGAUUUCCCGGCCGGACCUUUCACCGGCGCAAAACACCCGCCCGCUCGUCGUCAACUUUCUCUCCUCGAUCGCGCUCGAAUCGUCGAGAGACGCGCGCGUUCCCGCCGAUAAGCAACGCGAAUAACUCGCGCCUAGCGAUAUCGCGUUUGACCGACGGGCUCUUCGAGCGCGCGCGCGCGCGCGCGGCCGUUGGUGUCUCUCCAUCAAUUAAGCGCAAUUGAACAACAACUGUUCCAAUCUCUUCCCUCGCCCGCACGGCUUUCGAUCCCGCCGCGCGUUUCUUUCGUCUCCGCUCUUCGUGCCGCGUGACUCAGCCGAGGAGACUGAUCGAUAGUCGCGGAUGCUCUCGGAACGAUCGUCGGUCUCGCGCGGCGCGCGACUCUUCGGGAAUCGGCCGAUCGAGAACAAUCCACGUCGACGGUGAUGGGCACGUUGGGAAGAGCGAGAGGACGGAGAGGAGAGAGGAUUCGCGGGGUGGACGUUAGAACGCGGUCGAUUCUGGUUUUUUUUUCUUUUUCUAGUUCUAAGAGUUGGAGGAAGAUGGAGAGUAAAUUGGACCGAGAUAAAAAGUUAAGCUACGCUGGUAGAAGUGGACACGAUUCGCGGUUUUUUCCUCUUUCGUACAAAUGGCGGGGUGGACUAGUUUACGCGACGGAGAGUGAAAAGACUCCUGGGAGUUCGAACCGCAUCAAAGGUACGCGGACCGUGAGGUCUGCAACGAGAGUUGCUAGUCGUGAAGCCUUGCGUCCACGAUCUGAGAACUGCGCCCAAGUUCCGGUUCUGAGAAAUGUGUAGCCAAUCAGCUUGCAGCUUUUACGGAAAACUACACUGGCUACAUAUUUCUCGGAACUGGAACUCGGACGCAGUUUCUGGAUCGUGGACGCAAGGCUCUACGCCCGUUUCUACCAAUGCAGAUUAACUUUAAUCUCGGCUUAAAUUACUUCUUGUCUUAGAAAAAGAUACAAAGUAAGUGGAACCAAGAUUGAAGUUAAACUGCGUUGGUAGAAACGGGUAUUAGCGAGAAGUCAGGUAGGAAAAGGAUCGGCAUGCAGUUUCGACCAAAGGCCUGUGUGUCCACGAUGCUAGAAACUUGCCCCAAGUUUCGAGAAAUGU